AUGCUCCUCAUCGGGCUGACCGGGUCCAUCGCGACCGGCAAGUCGACCGUGUCGUCGCUCCUCGCCAGCCCGCCGCACAACAUCCCCGUCAUCGACGCCGACCUCCUCGCGCGCAAGGUCGUCGAGCCGGGCACGUCCGGCUACGCCGCCAUCGUGACGCACUUUGCCUCGUCCACGCCCGACCUCCUCGUCGCCGCCUCGUCGCCCGACAUGCCCGCCGACGGGCCCUCUGGCCUCGGGCGGCCGCUCAACCGCCCCGCGCUCGGCCGGCGCGUCUUUGGCGAGUCCGAGUCCCUGCGGAGAGACCGCGCCGUGCUCAACGGCAUCGUGCACCCGGCCGUGCGGCGGGAGCUCGCCAAGGCGGUCAUGGCGGCGUACCUGCGCGGGCACUGGGCCGUGGUGCUCGACGUGCCGCUGCUGUUCGAGGGCGGCCUGGACCGCUUCUGCGGCGUCACCGUCGUCGUGGCCGUGCGCGACCCCGAGGUGCAGCUGCGGCGGCUCACGGCGCGCGAUCCGCACCUCACCCGCGAGGACGCCGAGAACCGCGUGCGCAGCCAGGGCAACGUGCGUGAGAAGGCGGCCCGGUGCGCGGCGCGCGGCGAGGGCAACGGCGUGGUGCUGUGGAACGACGGCUCGAGGGAGGAGCUCGCCGAGAGCCUGGGGAGGGAGAUGGCCAGCCUCAAGGCGAGGAGCCCCGAGUGGUGGUCGUGGGCGCUGCUGGGAUGCCCGCCGCUGGCGGUGCUGGCGGCGGCGUGGCAGUUCUGGCAGAAUACGCGGCUGAACAGGAAGUGGCAGGAGAGCAAGCGGACGAGUAAGCUGUAG
Messenger RNA from Akanthomyces muscarius, 822 nucleotides. RefSeq lists its product as uncharacterized. The transcript has a single exon. NCBI's taxonomy places the organism in Eukaryota, Fungi, Ascomycota, Sordariomycetes, Hypocreales, Cordycipitaceae. Gene Ontology annotation, molecular function: ATP binding; dephospho-CoA kinase activity. Gene Ontology annotation, biological process: coenzyme A biosynthetic process. The record is from RefSeq and is a predicted model, not a curated record. Bases 1 to 822 code for a protein of 273 amino acids.